CCAGAUCAAUUGACAAUCUUAGAUAAUUGAGAAGAUUCUUGAAGACAGCACUAUCUAACCCAAUCUUUAUACCACUGUCCUAUGAAGCCAUCUCCAUGUUGUCUCAGAAUAAAACCCUGAAAACCAUGGAAGAUUUGGCUCUUCAGAUCCUUUUUCUUUGCCAUGUUAUGGUUGGGACUGGGGGCAACAUCCUUCUGUUUGUCCAUAAUUUCUCUCCAAUCUUGACUGAUUCCAGACUGAGGCCCAUACAGGUCAUUCUAAUCAAUUUGGCUCUGACCAAUGCAUUAAUGCUCUUUCUCUCAACAUAUUCACAUGACAUGAUUGAUUUUGUUCCAAGGAAGCCUCCAACUGACCUCAAAUGUAAACUUGCACACUUCUUUCACAUGAUGGCUCGAGGCACAAACAUGUGUUCUACUUGUGUCCUCAGCACCUACCAGUUUGUCACUCUUGUUCCUGGCAACUGGGCUAGGGUCAUGUUCAGAGAAAUAUCCCCCAAGGUCGUGAGCUAUUCUUGUUUCAGUUGCUGGUUGUGCAGUGUCUUAAAUAAUGCUUACAUCCCAAUGAAUGUCAGUGGUCCACAAAAAACACACAAUGACUCUGAUUCUAAAGGCAAUUCGAUAUGCUCCAUCUCUGGGGUCAGUGUAGACAUGAAUUUCUUGCGAUUUUCCCAUGACAUCAUAUUCCUUGGCAUCAUGGCCUGGACCAGUGUCUCCAUGGUGAUUCACCUAAACAGACACCACCAGAGAAUUCACUAUAUACAUAAUCCUAACCAUAAAAACACAGGCCAUGCUGAAACCAGAGCAGCCCACACCAUCCUGAUGCUGGUGGUCACAUUUGUGAGCUUAUAUAUUCUAAAUUGUAUUAGUAUUUUAUUUCACAUUUCCUUUGUGGAAUCUCGUCUCUGGUUGAGGCACGUCACAAAACUUCUAUCUCUAAGCUUACCCACCAUUUCUCCCUUACUGUUGAUAUUUAGGGAACCUAGCGGUCAUUGUUCUCUGCUCUUCAGUGUGGGCCUGGAAAUCCAAGUGACUGGGGGAGUCAUUACAGAGGAACAGUAAGGUCAAAACAUGUCCAAACCCUGAAAAUCUCAUUCUUACAUCAGCAGCAGUAGGAUUGAUCCUGCCUUGCUCUAGGACUGCAUCUACCCACACACAGAGCAAGUCCAUCUCCCAGCUCUGCCACCCUGAGGUAGUCAUGUAGCCUAGUGGCCAGGAUGCAGGGUAAAUAUCCUAUCCCCUUAUAAGAACAGGUCCAGCUAGAACCAGGAAUUCCCAAUCAUGAAAAUGAAGCAGUCCCAGCAACUGGACCACUGCCAAUGGUGUACACUCAUCCCAAAAAACCCUACCCUCACUCCAAGUGUUGUAUAGACCAUGCCACCUCCAAUAAAGAUGUCUGUUUCACUGAAAACAAUCUUGAAAGAAGGCUGUUUUUCCUGGACUCAACACUGGCUGACAUUCUGCUACCAUGGCUGCAAAAAUAUGCCUGUUUAUUGGUGUUAUAAAGGACAGCUACUUAUUUCUUUGAGAUUCUUUUGUAUCCAGCCACUUUGUGUAAGUUAUCUCUGAGCUGUAGGAAUUCUAAUAUAUAAUUUAUAGGGUCUCUAAUAUAUAUACUAUCAUGUUAUCUAUGAAUGGUGAUACUUUGAAUACUUCUUUCCAAUUUGUAUCCCAUUGAUUUCCUUUUGUUCUCUUAUUGCUCUAGGACUUCAAGCACUGUAUUGAAUAGAAAGGGAAAGAGUGGACAGCCUUGACUUUUCCCUGAUUUAGUGUUAUUGCUUUCAUUUUCUCCUCAUUAAAUUUGUUAUUGG
Messenger RNA from Mus caroli (Ryukyu mouse), 1807 nucleotides. The record is from RefSeq and is a predicted model, not a curated record. NCBI's taxonomy places the organism in Eukaryota, Metazoa, Chordata, Mammalia, Rodentia, Muridae.